AUGCCACCACCGGAAUACGCCCGGCAGCCAGUCUCUGGUCCUGAGCUGUCUGGUGACGACAGGACGCUGCCAGGCUCGAAUGAUACAGAUGACAGGCCUCAUACAGCAGACCGCAAAUCAAUUGAAAACCAGGAGACAACGCAGAGGGAGGCUUACGAGAAUGACACAACCCUGGCUCUCGUGCCCAGUUACAGUCGCAGCCACGUCGCAGAAGAUCCGGAAAAGGGCCCUAACAAAGUUGAGGAUGUCGAAGAGACAGAUCCAAAUGUUGUCUUCUGGGAUGGCGACGAUGACCCUGAGAAUCCAUACAAUUGGCCUACAUGGCGCAAGAUUGUCAAUUGUGCUCUCAUCAGCUUGUUGACCUUCAUCACACCCCUAGCUUCCUCAAUUUUCGCCCCUGGCGUGCCAGACCUGAUGCGCGAGUUCGGCAGCAGCAGUCCAUUACUGGCGUCUUUCGUCGUUUCCGUCUACGUUCUCGGUUUCGCCGCGGGUCCCUUGCUGUGUGCGCCGCUGAGCGAAAUCUAUGGCCGCACUAUAGUCUAUCAUGUUUUUAAUGUGGGAUUCUUCUGCUUCAACAUUGGCUGCGCCUUGGCUCCAUCGCUGAGCUCGCUCAUUGUCUUCCGCUUCUUCGCCGGCCUCUUCGGCGCUGCUCCGAUGACCAACGGUGGCGGUACCAUCGCCGACAUGAUCCGUCAGGAGAAGCGCGGCGCUGCCAUGGCUUCAUUUGCCAUUGGGCCUCUCCUCGGGCCGAUCCUCGGCCCUGUCGCCGGCGGAUAUAUGUCCCAGGACAUCGGCUGGCGCUGGGCCUUUUGGCUCGUGGCGAUUCUCAGUGGCGUCAUCAGCAUUGUCAUGGUGUUGUUUCUCCGAGAAACAUAUGCCAUCAUACUCCUCCAGCGCAAGGUCGAUAAAAUGCGUAAGGAAACGGGCAACCAGGCAUUGCGGUCCAAGCUCGAUAGUGGACUGUCGCCCACCGACUACUUCAAACGAGGCAUCUACCGGCCUCUGAAGCUGCUGACCAUCUCGCCCAUCUCCAUCGUCUGUGCUCUGUAUACCGCCAUUGGUUACGGCUAUCUAUACAUCCUCUUCACCUCCUUCACCACAGUCUUCAUGAAGUACUAUGGCUUCACUGCCGGAACCUCAGGCCUCUCUUUCCUCGGCAUGGGCGUUGGCUCCAUGUUCGGUCUUGUCUUCUUCUCCGUCUACUCCGACCGCUAUCUCAAAUCCAGGGCGGCCCGCGCCGAUGCCGCCGCCGAUGCCGCCAACCGUCCCCGUGAGGGCAUGAAGCCGGAGUAUCGCCUCGUCACCCUCCCCUGGGGCGCCAUUCUCCUGACCAUCGGCCUCUUCUGGUACGGCUGGUCCGCCGACGAGGGCCGCACGCACUGGAUCGUGCCCAUCCUCGGCACCGCCGUCGCCGGCUUCGGCAACCUCCUCAUCUUCAUGUCGCUGCAGCUCUACCUCGUCGACGCCUUCUCCGUGUACGCCGCCAGCGCGCUCGCGGCCAACACGGUGGCUAGGUCGCUGGCCGGUGCGUUUCUGCCGCUGGCAGGACUGCCGAUGUACGAGGCGCUCGGGAUCGGGUGGGGGAACACCGUCUUGGGCAUCAUCUCGGCGGUCAUGAUCCCGGUGGCAUAUGCCAUUAUCAGAUCGUUUAACUUUAUCACCAUCUCGCUCGACCCUGGCUUCCUUGCCGCGCCGGCUGGCCCCCGAGCAGAGCCGCCCCCCCUCCUCCCCUCCUCCUCCGACGCCCAACUGCCUCCGCGGGCCUCUGAAGCCCAGGCCCAAAGUGGUUCUGGGGCCAACGACAUCGAAAGAGGCAGGGGCCCGCCCGACGAUGGGCGUCGGACGACAGAGGGCAAGGACUCGGGGGGGGCGGUGACCCUCGGGGCACACUUCGGCUGCUAG
This is a messenger RNA of Verticillium nonalfalfae, 1902 nucleotides long. RefSeq lists its product as uncharacterized. The transcript is spliced from 6 exons. The record is from RefSeq and is a predicted model, not a curated record. Gene Ontology annotation, molecular function: transmembrane transporter activity. Gene Ontology annotation, biological process: transmembrane transport. NCBI's taxonomy places the organism in Eukaryota, Fungi, Ascomycota, Sordariomycetes, Glomerellales, Plectosphaerellaceae. The coding region runs from base 1 to 1902 and encodes 633 amino acids.